AUGACCUAUCCUUCGACUGAAUUCGACCCUGGUCUCCUGGCGGACAAGGUGAUGGCAAUGGCUCCCACUGAACCGAAAAGGAGGGUCAGACAAGCAAUAUUGGAGGCACUGGCAGUUCUAGCACAGUAUAUACCCCGCCAGAGGCUCAUCCUCUCUCCCGAAAAAUUGGCGGCACCAGGAGGGGCAGAUUUCUCAGAGGCGCUGGCAGCUCGGCUAUCUAGGAGGUUGCUGCCCGUUGUCUCUGCCCAAGGGCUCGUCCUAUAUGCCCUUCAUAUACCGCCCAUGACAGUAGUUUCCAGAUGCCUUAACAAUUGA
This is a messenger RNA of Nezara viridula (southern green stink bug), 315 nucleotides long. The record is from the annotation of a GenBank genome assembly. NCBI's taxonomy places the organism in Eukaryota, Metazoa, Arthropoda, Insecta, Hemiptera, Pentatomidae.